Molecule: messenger RNA, 7367 nt
Organism: Closterium sp. NIES-67
Lineage: Eukaryota; Viridiplantae; Streptophyta; Zygnematophyceae; Desmidiales; Closteriaceae
Source: the annotation of a GenBank genome assembly
ACCACACCACAUCCUUGCCAUUGUCAGGAUGUGGGUGAGAUGGCAGCAACAGCAACAAUACAGCACAGCCAUGGCUUUCCCCAUAAGCUCUGCGGAACUUGCACAGGCAUUAGCGACUUAAUAAUUAAACUGUUCCAAUCUCUUGCCUUACUGCCACUCCUCCUCUUCUAUAUCCCAUGAGCUUCUCGACAAUCCCACCGAUGCGCGGCAUUGAGCCAUGAGCGGUCCUCAUCGAGGUCCCCGAUGGACCUCACAAGACGGUAGGCCGCUAGACGGUAGACCGUUAGACGGUAGGCUGGUAGACGGUAGACCGCUUGCUAACGGUCGUUUAGGCGCAGAGCUGUCGCCUCCUCGAGGGCUGCACGCUCGUCUUCCGUCAUACGAGGAUCAACACGGGCAGGCGGACCAGGCUCAGGCCGCGCAGCAGCCGCUGUACUGGGAGCCGCAGCAACAACAACAGCAACAGCAACCGCAGCAGCGCCAGCUGCAACAAUGGCAGGAGCCACCGCAGCGGAUGCCGCCGGCGCCAGUGCCGUACGGCCAGCGGCAGCAGCAGCAGCAGCAGCCUCCUCGGUCAGGCCUGAGCACUCGACCGCGGGCGACAGCCAGUGCGUCGUACGAGCAACGGCCGUCGUACGAGCAACGGCCGUCGUACGAGCAACGGCCAUCGUACGAGCAACGACCGUCGUACGAGCAACGGCCACCGUACGAGCAACAGCCGUCGUACGAUCAACGGCCGUCGUUCGAGCGAAGGCCGUUCUCCGCAGCUCCCGGUUACGGCGCGAUGCGCUCGUACAGCACGGAUACCCCUCCCGAGGUCUUUAAUCCGCGGCCGCUUUCGGCAGCAGCGGCCGUGCCACGUGGCCGGAGCGUGUGCGACGAUGACGAUAGGUACGGCGGAGACGACGCCACGUCAGCCCGACAACCGGAAGGCCGACCUAUAGUUGACCGACCUAUAGAAGGUCGACAGACGGGCAUUUCUCCCGGAUAUUCCGCAAACCCUUAUCAGGCCCCUUAUCCUGCUCCUUAUCAGCCCCCUUAUCAAGUCCCUUAUCAGCAACCGCAGGCGCCUUACCAUCACCCACAGCUCAGUCCCCACGGCGGGGAUCGCGCGUUGAAAAAGCCUCUUAGCCCCCGGCAGGGGAGGAGCCCUCGAGCCCUCAGCCCCCUCGCCAGCGCGGCCUUUGGAAUCCGCGGAGGGUACGGCCUCGCGCCCGGGAGGGGGAGGGAGGAGUCCGCGUACGGGGAAGACGAGGAGGGGGAGGAGGAGGAGGGGCGGGAGCGCAGCUUGCGCGCGGGGAUACUGAGAGGCGCGGCGGCGAUCCGAGAGCGCCAAGCGGGCUCGUCGGACGACGGCGCGAGCAGCUCGCCCACGUCGAUUGGCUCCCCCGGGUUUCUGCCCGGGGGAGGGGGAGGGGGAGGCGGAUGGAGCGGCGGAGGCGGGGGGGGCCUAGGCGGCGUGGGAGGAUUUGGAGGCGGCGGAGGGGGAUCUGAGCCGUCAAAUCGACCUAGUACUUCGAGCAGCACCAGCAGCACCAUGAGCGGCGGCGGCGGAGGCGGCGGCGGCGGGUUUGGCGGAGCGGGGAGCAGCAGUAGCAGCAGCAGCACGGGAGUGACGGUCAUACGCGGGGUGAUGGCGGGGGGAUCCGUGGGUCGAACGGGGGGGACCACGCUAGCGGGAAAGCAGGUUGUGAUUCGGAUCCGUCCGAGGGGCGGCUCUAUAGACGCGUCUCUCGGAGGGGGUUCUGGCAGCAGCGGUGGCGGCGGCGGCAGUGGCGGCGGCGCUAGCGGGCUAACGGACCUUGGCAGCGCGGCAGCGGGUUUCACGGCGACGGUGACAGCUGUGCUGCCAGCUGGCGCGGGCUCCCCCCAGUCCCCGUCCAGCGCGCGCAGGCGGGAGGCGGGGGGGAUGGGCGCACCUGGGGGCGCGGGGUCACCAGUGAGGGCGCUAGAGGCGUUGGGGAGGCACUCCUUUGCGGGGAGUAGCGGGGCAGGGUUCAGUGGUGAGGGUGAUGUGCAGAGGGCCGGGUCCGAGGAUUCAGCUGCGGAAAACUAUUCCCGAGAGUCCAACCUCACUCUUCCUGGUAAGCGGAGCGACGGCUCGGCCGAGCCUAGGCCCAAAGGCAUGACGCGGCUAGGCUCGGUGGCGGCUGCCGAAGCAGCGGCUGCUGCGAUUGCCGUGGCAGACGCGGCGGCUGUGGCACAAGCAGGCAAGGCGGGCUGGGAGCCGCCGCUAAGCCCCACAGGGGUACCAUCCAUCCCCCCAGAGGGCCGUUUAAGCAGCGAGGGGGAUGUUUUUCUGGAGUACCUUCGCAAGGCGGGGGAGGGCCGGGCGGCGGCGCAGUACGACGUUGCUGUGUGCUAUGGGGGAGGGUUUGGCGUGAAGCAGGACAAGUCGCUCGCCACGUACUGGUUCAGGAAGGCGGCAGAGCAAGGGCUGGCGCGCGCGCAGUACGCGCUGGCAGAGUGCUACGAGACAGGGGCUGGGGUGGAGAGGGACGAGGAGGAGGCUUUCCGCUGGUUCUUCCGGGCGGCUAGUUUCGGCAGCGGGAAAUACUUAGUUAAGCUCGGGCUGUGCUUCGAGCGUGGGUUCGGCGUGACGGAGUGCCCCGUGGCGGCGCUGUACUGGUACCACAAGGCGGCGGAGCAGGGGCCUAAAUUCGCGGCGCAGGUGGAGAAGCGGAUGGAGGUGCUGCAGCGGCAGAGGGAGGAGGAGAUUAUAGGCGCGAGGGGGCAGGACGUGCCGGUGGAGUGCAUCUGCCCGCUGACUGGCCGGGUGAUGGAGGACCCCGUGGAGCUCCCCGAGACGGGCGUGUGCUGCGAGCGCGAGCAGGUCAAGACGUUCUGGGACCACUGCGAGCUGCGGUGCCCGGUUACCAACCAGCCUCUCAAGGUAAAGGACAUGAAGACAAAUUUGGCCAUCCGGCGUCGAGUCACCGAGUGGAAGCGCAAGCGGCAGGCGGAGCAGGACGCAGCGCAGGCCUCACUGCGCAAGCGGCAGGCGGAGCAGGACGCAGCGCAGGCCUCACUGGUGCCCCGGGCGGCCACCUGCCAGCCUGUUCUCAGCCAUGAGUGGGGGCAAGGGGGAGAGGAGGGGGAGGAGGAGGGGGCUGAUGGGGAGGACGAGGAGGCGGAGGGCGUGAGCGGGAGUGCGUUGCACAAGUGCGUGUCAGAGGGCGUGGGGGUGAGGGGAAAGGGAGUGGGUGGAGAGUGGAAAGAGGGGGAGAGGAGAAAGAGCCGGUUCUCGAGGGAUCUUUCCGAGGAAGGGGAGAGGAGCGGGGCGAGUGAGAGCGAGGGGGAAGAGGAGGGGGGGGGGGAUGGUCUUGAUGGGAGGUCAAGGUCGAGAGGUGGAGGGAAUACUCGGAAUGAGUAUGAAGGGGAGAGGAGGAGAGAGGAGAGGAGAGAUAGGCAUAGUGAUAGUGAGACGGGCUCGUAUGUCAGUGAUGAGGAUUAUGACGAUGAUUAUGAUGUUGGGGAGGGGCGGAGUUCCCAGGACAAGAAGAAAAGUUAUGAUGAUAAGUAUGUUGAUGAGGAUGAGGAUUAUACUUCUAGUGAGUACGACAGAAGCGAGGAUGGAUCGACAGACAGCGAGGGGAACAGGAAGGGGAGCAAUCACAGGAGCAGCUUGAGGAAAGGGUCCGGGCGAGGGGAUGGCAGUGGGAGGCGGCGAAAGGAUGACGAUGGGUCGGAUUACAGUGGCAGUGACUAUAGCCAUAGUGACUCUGACGAAGAGGAAGGGGAGGAUGGCAAAGGUGGCCGGUUCCGGAGAGAGAAAGGGAGGAGCAGAGGCGCGGGUUCUAGGUCGGGUGGAAGUUCAAACGGGGAGGAAGAGGAGGGGGAGGAGGAAGGGGAGGAGGUGGCGGUUGGGCGGGCCUUGGCCCGGGAUUCAUCUCAUGACGCCUCUCACAGCUACAGCCGAGAUGCGUCUCACAGCUACAGCCGAGAUGCGUCUCACAGCUACAGCCGUGGGUCGUCCAUGGGGUACAGUGAGAGUGUGCCUUCCCACCCGUCCAUGCCGCGAGAUGAGUCCCGGGACGAGUCUGUGGGGCGCGGAGAGUCGAUGGGGCGGGGUGAGUCGAUGGGGCGGGAUGUGUCGAUGAAGCGGGAUCAAUCUGUGGAGGGGGGUGGGGCUAUCAGAAAAGAAGGGUAUGUGUCAGGUGAGGAGGAGGGAGAGGGGGCUGGAGUGAGAACAGGAGAGGAGGAAGAGGGCCAGGAGGGAGAAUGGAGGGGCGAAGGGGGGCAGAGGGGGGUGGGCAGAGGGGGUGAGGUGAAGGGUGAAGAAGACGAGGGGGUGGGGAUCGUGGGGGAUGAAGCGAGGGAGCCAGCAGAGGAAUUGGAGGCAGAGGAGGAGGAGGAGGAGGAGGAGGAAAGGCGGGACCCCACGGAGCUGCUGCUGGAGGAGCUGGCUCAGGCUGAGCUCGACUACGGCUUCCCUGGAGCCAAUGUGAGUCCGCGCACUGUGAGUCGCUGGAACAGCACGAGGGAGGACAGCCUGCAGGCGGUGAAGAGUGUGCUUCUGGAGGCGGAACCCAUCAUUGACUGCGGCCCACGGUGGGCCUUGGCCCGCUACCUGGAGGUGCUGGAGAAGCUGCUGCUCGUGCAGCGGGAAGCUGCACGGAACCUUCUGGACUCGUGCGAGGUCGGCGCGAGGGGGAGUGCGGAGGAGGGGGAGGUGUGGGAAGCGGUGGAGGCGCUGGAAGGACUGUGUGCGCGGGGCGUGCAGCAGCUGCUGGACGACUUCAAAGCGGCGCUGCUGGCCUGCAGCCAACCCCUGGACACAGCAGAGCUUCACGAGGCAGCCGCAGCGGCAGCGGCCCUCUCCUCCCGCUCCUCCUCCUCCGCCCAUCAGGUCCCUGCCCACGCACCCCCCUCUGCCUCCCCCUCCACCUCCGCCUCCCCCGCCCCCGCCGUCUCCUCCCUCUCCUCUAAGUCCGGCCCGCUGCCCACAGCAGCAGCUAAAGCCAAGGGGGGCCAUGGGCACAAGGGGAGUGCGGGCGCGGGGAAGGACGGGGGUGCAGGAGGGGGGGAUGGGGGGAGGCACUCGGCCCCAUUCCCCUCGCCUGCCCCUGUUGAUAGGCAUGGGUCUGCUGGCGGCGCUGGUGCUGGUGGUGCUCGUGCUGGUGCCGGUGCUGGUGCCAGUGGUGGUGAUGAGUCAGGGUCGUUAGUAGGUGAUACUGGGACUGGCACAGGGACAGGGACAGGAAGCACUGUUCGAAGGAGUGGGAGUGGGAGUGGAGGGGCCGGGGGGAGUGGGAGGGGGAAGGGGAGGGAGAGGGAGAGGGAGGGGAAGUUGGUGCGGCGGCCCACCAAGUGGGCAUCGGCGGAUAAGGCAGCAGUGGGGCUGCGGCAAGUGGUGCAGGUGCUUGCACGGGCGGGGCACUUCGACCACUGCUUUGACAUCUACAGGUCUGUUCGGGAGGAGUGCGUGCGGGAGACUCUUAAGGCGUUAGAGGUGGAGCCUAUAAGGGGUACGGCGCACCUGAACCAGCUACCGUGGCAGCAGCUGCAGCACACCAUGACGGACUGGCUCAGGGACUGCCGCCUGCUGUUGCGUACUGUAAUGGAAGAGGAAUUCUCCCUCGCCACUUCCAUCUUCGGCAUACUCCACUCCACCACACAGCACCGCACCGCCAGCCGCCGGGAACCUCCCCACACCCAUCCGCACCCCUCGCAACCCCCUUCCUUCUCCUCCACCACUGCUACUGCUACCGCCAGCACCGCCUUUUCCAAUCCUCGACUCCCCAGCGGCCGCUCUGCCAGCACCCGAUCCACAGCCGGCAGGUCCGUGAGGUCCGGGAGCACUAGGGCCUUGAGGCUCGGCGACGAGGCUGCAGCAGACUCGGGGCGGGCAAUUUCGCUCAAGAUUCUGCGGCAGGCAGGGAUGCCGCGGACGCUGUCGACUCUGAUGCACAAUGCCAACACUAUCACGGCUGCCCAGCCCACCCCUGAGAGGGUGUUCCUGCUGCUGGAUAUGGAGGCCGUUGUGCAGGAGCUCAUGCCACAGGUGGAGCGCCUGGUGUGCUGGUCGGAUAGCGAGGGGCUUCUGGCAGAGUGGAGAGGGCUGACUCGAGGCAUAGCGCGGGCGGUGCUGGGCACGUUCGAUGCGCUCACCGCCACGCUGCAGGUGCCGGUGGAGCAGCCUAGGAAGAACAAGUGGCGGCUGUUUCGAGGCGAGGGCAGCAGCAGCAGCAGGGAGAGCGGGGGAAGUGGGGGGUACCCGCCAGGAUGGGGGGUGGAGAAGAGUGGGGGCGUGCACCCGGUGACCAGCUAUGUGGUCAAUUACAUCGCCACUUACCUUGGCAGGAGCGCCACGUCGUCGCGGGCAUACGGGUACGGCACCAUGUUGGAGAAACUGCUGGAGACGCACGGGCAGGGGAGGACCAUGGAGGAAGAGACGAUGAAGGUCAUAUCUGCGCUGGUGCGCAACAUGGAGGCGCGCGCCGCCACGUGCAACAACCCUCUGCUCAAGUCUCUCUUCCUCGUCAACAACAUCCUCUACAUUGGCCGGUUGAGUGAAAAGAUUCACCUGCCCUUGGAGCAUCAGCAGCUGCUGGAGGCCCAAUCAAAGGCCUUCAGAGAAGCCGGUCUGCAGAAGGUGGCAGCGUCAUUGGGCCCUCGAGGGAGAAGCGCUGCCAUGGAGCCCAACGAAGUCAAUCGACGCCUGCACCGCUUCAACAUCGCCUUUGAGGACCUGGCGCUGGAGCAGAAGGACUGGGUCAUCUGCGAUGGCGCGUGGCGCAAGACCACGGUGCAGGAGUGGGCAGCGCACCUGAAGCAGAUCUACGAGGAGUUCCUGGAGCCGCACAGUGAGUACAUGAGCACUCUCUCCUCGUACCACUGGGAGGCGGAUGCCAUGGAGCGACUCGUGCUCAAGUCCUUCUUUGCCACCUCAAGAUGACACCCUCUUGCGGGCGGCGAGAACGCCUUGUUGAGAGGGAAUAACACUUAGCCGGGCAGCGAAAACACCUUGCAUUGUUAAUGCUGUGCGGGCAGUGAUAAGCGUUCUUGCGAAAAUUGGCUGGUAGCAACCCGCAAGCCCGCAUUAUUCUGCGCUUGCUUUGCAUGCGCAGCUUACGGUAUGGAUAAGGGUUUCACUGUUGCGGUGAUACGGACGAGCCUCCUGGUGUCAGCAAAGUCGAUAGCUUCCUGGCAAUAUGGAAUGAUGAAAGGUGGGCAAUCAAUGCUGGAACUGGCGGGUUCUCUUCACCCUCCUUGGUUUCGAUUGCCGAAUCGUCGGUCCUUAGAGUGCCACGGAUCCAACCCUUUCUAUGAAAUGCUAGAGGAAUUACUGCAGGUCAAAAAGUACAGGAUGGUAGUUAGCAGCUCAGGCUGUAAUGAUUAUCUCCGUAACGUUUGGAGUUUGAAUA